Molecule: messenger RNA, 1554 nt
Organism: Penicillium daleae
Lineage: Eukaryota; Fungi; Ascomycota; Eurotiomycetes; Eurotiales; Aspergillaceae
Product: MFS transporter
Exons: 3
Coding region: 1-1554 (517 amino acids)
Biological process (GO): transmembrane transport
Molecular function (GO): transmembrane transporter activity
Source: RefSeq, a predicted model, not a curated record
AUGUCCGACAAAACAAAUAGCGAUGAUACGAACUUGAAAAGUGCGCAAGUCGUCACACCCGAUAAAGGCGAGCAUGACCCCGCUGGCGCCAAUGACCAUCUCAGCACCUCAAAUGCCACACCUGAGAAACAAGAAAGCUUUGUAUCCGAGUUCGAUGUGUGGUGGAGCAGCCCUGAAGACGAAGACCCUGCCAAUCCAAGGAACUGGUCAAAUUCUCAGAAGUGGACUAUCAUCGCUUCUCUGUCACUUGUCACUUUUCUCACGCCAUUAGCAUCGUCAAUGUCUGCUCCUGGUGUUCCUCAGAUGUUGAUGGACUUCAAAACGAAUUCGACAUUACUUGCAACGUUUGUCAUCUCCGUUUUUGUCCUGGGCUUUGCAUUUGGGCCACUUGUCAUCGCGCCGCUUAGCGAAUGGAUCGGUCGGGUACCAGUAUAUCAUGUUUGCAACAUCUUCUUCUUCAUUUUCACAAUUAUAUGCGCGGUCUCCAAGAAUAUGGCAAUGUUGAUUGUAUUCCGAUUUCUGGCCGGCUUCGCUGGAGUGGCACCAAUCACCUGCGGUGGCGGCACCAUUGCCGACCUGAUGCCCCCGGAGAGACGAGGUGUAGCAAUGUCACUCUGGUCCCUCGGGCCCUUAUUUGGUCCCAUCAUCGGGCCUAUUGCAGGAGGGUUCCUCGUCGAAGCAAAAGACUGGCGGUGGGUAUUUUGGGUCAUCGCAAUGGCGUCUGGGGCGUCCACGAUUCUGUGUUUCUUCACUCUGAAGGAGACAUAUCCCCCCAUUAUUCUAGAGCGCAAGGCUGCUCAAAUGAGGAAAGAGACAGGAAAUUCUUCUUAUCGAUCGCGUCUCAAAUCAGACAUACCGAAGAAGGAGCUAUUCAUCCAAAGCAUCAUGCGACCCAUGAAGAUGCUGUUUUGCUCGCCGAUCAUAUUCCUCAUGUGUGCGUACGUGGCAAUCAUGUACGGUCUGCUUUAUAUACUCUUCACGACCUAUACAUUUGUAUUUGAAGGAGAGUACGGAUUUUCUUCAGGCACUGCGGGCUUAGCUUUCCUAGGAAGUGGAGUUGGUAUGCUCUUGGGACUAGCAUUUGCCGCCACACAGAGCGACAAAAGGAUUAAGAGGAAGAUUGCCGCGGGGGAGCCUGUUCUUCCGGAAGACCGACUGCGAUAUACACUCAUAGUUCCGGCAUGUCUCUGUCUCCCCGUUGGUCUGUUCAUCUAUGGAUGGAGCACCCAGUACCAUGUGCAUUGGAUUGUGCCUCAGACUGGAAGUGCUGUCAUCGGGUUUGGCAUGAUCGCGAUUUUGAUGUGCAUCCAAACAUAUCUGGUGGACGCAUUCACGAUACAUGCCGCGAGCGCCACAGCAGCGAAUACAGUGUUAAGGAGCCUCUUGGGUGCACUUUUCCCACUGUUUGCACUGAAGCUGUAUGACAGGAUCGGUCUAGGCUGGGGCAACAGUGCCUUGGGUUUUAUUGCCUUGGCAAUAGCCCCUAUCCCUAUAGGGUUUCGAGUAUUUGGCGAGAGGAUAAGGACAAACCCCCGGUGGCAGGUUAAGUUCUAG